This is a messenger RNA of Hyaloperonospora brassicae, 1425 nucleotides long. NCBI's taxonomy places the organism in Eukaryota, Oomycota, Peronosporomycetes, Peronosporales, Peronosporaceae. The record is from the annotation of a GenBank genome assembly.
AUGACGGAAAGUGGCCACACUCGCGUCGCAGCAGCAGCGGCUCUGCGGCGGCCUACGACGUCGUACUACUUUGGCCGCGAGACGGCCGCCGCACGAGAGCGACGUCGACGUCUGUCUCAAGCAGAUGGCCGAAGUUCCGAGCGAUCGGACGCCGUCGAGCGAGUAGCAGCAGCAGCAGAAGAAGAUGAAGAAGACGAAGAAGAAGACGAAGAAGAAGAAGCGACGCAGAUCCCGAUCGAGGACCAAGUGACGCAGGAGCUGCAGGCGACGGAGCGAGACACGAGUCCGCCGCCCAUUGCGAGACGUGCGUCGAUCACGUCGCCGCCGCUGCCCCGGGCCGAAGCGCUGGCGGGAUCGCCGCUGGGACCGAUUGCUGCGAACAUGUCGCCGUUUGCAGACGUCGAGUCGACGCCACAGUCGAACGAAGAUGACGACUCGAGGUCCGAGACGUCGUCAGAGGUCAGCACAGGCUCUGGACGUCCGGGGCGACGACGAGGGGCGAGAGCGUGCGUGACGCUGUCGUGUGCAGACCAUCGGGAUCUCUCGGAUCGAUUGAAGAAGGCUGUGGUGUGGGGACGAGACGGAGAAGAGCGCUUUGGUGAGUCUAUGAUUGGCGCAGAUGUGAUUUUGUGUGUGCAGCGCAGUGGCGAUCAACGGGACGCUCGUGAAGAGGGAAACGCUGGAAGGCACGACGGCGACGACAGCCACAGGAAAGAAGGUAUUCGCAGAUUCUAUGCGCAUCGGUUUAUUCUAGCUGCAAGCUCGCCGCCGUUUCGUGCGAUGCUGACUGGCAACAUGCGCGAGUCGUCGCGGCGCGAUGUGGAGCUACACGAUAUUGAGUCUACGGUUGUGGAGAAGAUGCUGGUUUUUAUGUAUACGGGCGACGUGGUGCUGGAUCUCAAAAGUGUGUUGGGGCUGCUGAUUGCUGCAGAGAUGUACGAACUGGUUGCGCUGCGAGAAAUGUGCAAAGGCUUUGUGCUGAAGUACGCGCACGAAGUGUUUUGUGACCCGCAAGUCGUGCAACUACCAGAAAAGAUUUUGCUGGAACUUAUCCCUCAGGACGAAUUACAGAUCCGAGAGCUGGCGCUCAUGGAGGCCCUUGUGAUGUGGGGCGAGUCCCGUGUUGCCAAUGCCGAUAAACCAAUCGGUGAGUUGUUGGCGGACAUGAUGGAGUUUGUGCGCUUUCCAACAAUGAGCGUCAGCGAUCUGUACGGCAAAGUUCGGCCGCUAGUCAACGAUGGAGUUAUCCGCGAACAUCUCCUGACCGAAGCUCUGUUCUACCAUUUGAAGUGGGGAUCACAAACUGGCAUCUCGGCGAAGCGCGCCAAACCGCGUGCACUCGCAGCCUCGCUGCGCAAGCGGAAGCGCGUAUCGUUCACGCAGCAUGUCACAUUUGAGACAGUAACGCAAGGAAAUGAAGAAUAA